UAUUGUGAAUCAUGGGAGAAUGCUUUGCAUUUAUCAGCUGAAGGAUAAACCCAUAUAGUUGUUCAUUUCAGGAAGUCUUCUGAGGUUACUACAGGUCAUUGUUGCAUGGUGGGGAGUUUUCAGUGGAUGGUCCCCUGUACUUAUGAUGUUGGAUAUAGUGCAAAUCUAACCUUGUGCACAGAUGGGUUCAGAUGCUGCCAGGAGUACAGCCCAUUCACUAUGAAGGAAAGGCUUUAAGCUUCUAUUCAAGAACUCAUUUUGCUAAACAUUGUGUGUUUGGCUCACAAUGCAUGGAGAAGCCUGACCCAAUAUGUCAGCCACGGCUGUCGAUGGCUCUGAUGUGUCACUUGAUGGAGAAUCUUUCCACACUGUGGAUACGUUUCUAUUGGAUUCUGCUAGCACCACUAAGUUAACUAUAAAGGAGGAGAGAUCAGAGUCUCAAGGAAGUUCCUCGCUACCUACUGAAAAUGAAAUCCUCGCAACAGAUGGGGAGGGCUCCUCUCACAGCGCAGCAGAGGAGCCAGAACGUAAAAGGAAGAAGGGUCCUGCACCAAAGAUGUUGGGUAAUGAAGUUUGCAGUGUGUGUGGAGAUAAGGCCUCCGGCUUUCACUAUAAUGUGCUGAGCUGUGAGGGCUGUAAAGGCUUUUUCAGACGCAGUGUAAUAAAGAACGCCAAAUACACUUGCAAGAACAAUGGCAAGUGUCAGAUGGACAUGUACAUGCGCCGCAAGUGCCAGGAGUGCAGGCUCCGGAAAUGCAGAGAGGCUGGCAUGCGGGAGCAGUGUGUUCUGUCUGAAGAGCAGAUCCGUAGCAAAAAGAUCAAGAAACAGCAAGACGAUGAUGUUGUUCGCUCAUCUGCAGUUCUGGCUCCACCUAGCCCUUCCAUGCUGACCCAGGAUGUUGUCCAUCUAACGCCUCAGCAAGAGGAGAUGAUCCAACAACUAGUAUCUGCCCAGCAACAGUGCAACAAAAGGUCCUUCAGUGAUCAGCCCAAAGUAACGCCAUGGCCUCUCGCCAAUGACCCCAACAGCAGAGAAGCUCGCCAACAACGCUUUGCUCACUUUACUGAGUUAGCCAUCAUUUCUGUGCAGGAGAUUGUGGAUUUUGCCAAACAGGUUCCUGGGUUUUUGGAAUUGUCUCGAGAGGAUCAGAUAGCACUUUUGAAAGCAUCCACCAUAGAGAUAAUGCUGCUGGAAACAGCGAGGCGCUACAAUCAUGAGACUGAAUGCAUAACAUUUCUGAAGGACUUUACAUACAGUAAGGAUGACUUCCAUCGAGCAGGACUACAGGUGGAAUUUAUAAACCCCAUUUUUGAGUUCUCACGUGGAAUGAGGCAGAUGCAGUUGGAUGAUGCAGAGUAUGCUCUACUUAUAGCAAUCAACAUCUUUUCUGCUGACAGACCAAAUGUGCAGAAUCACCAGCUCGUAGAGAAUCUUCAGCUACCAUAUGUGGAAGCUCUGCACUCCUACACUCGUAUCAAGAGACCUCAGGAUCACCUGAUGUUUCCUCGUAUGUUAAUGAAGCUGGUCAGCCUGCGAACUUUAAGCAGUGUGCACUCGGAACAGGUGUUUGCUCUGCGCCUACAGGACAAAAAACUGCCACCAUUACUGUCUGAAAUUUGGGAUGUUCAUGAGUAGCUCAGAGUGGCUAGAGACACAUUACUCCUUCGUGCUCUCCUAUAUGUUCAGCACUGAAUUAAGUUCCAUAUAUAAACUGGACAUCAGACGCGUAUCUGGAGAUCUUGAGAGCCUUACCCGGGCCACACAGGACGAUGAAGCAAAACUUAAAAAUAAGGAUUUUAUUUUCCUGGAUGUCACUAUUCAGUCAAAGACAUUGGGAAACUAACAACAUUUCCGUAUAGUAGGCCUGCAUUGGCCUAAAGGAUAGAUAUCCCUUUUUUUUCAGCUUAAAUUAUAUGAAUCCUUUUUCUCAGAGACUGGUUAGUUUUAGGUAAACCUCCAUUUGGUAGAGUUGAGCAAUGGUUUAGACGUGGCGUUAAAAAUUCACCAACAAUGACUUUUAUAAAGUAGCCACCCCAUUCCAGGCUCUAGAGAACCUCUAAGGCCCCUUUCACACUGACACGUUUUUCAGGCAGUUUACCACCUGAAAAAAUCCUGCCCUGCAGUCUUCGGUGUGAAAGCCUAAAGGCUUUCAGACUGAAGCGAUGCGCUAGCAGGACCGCUCCAAAAGUCCUUCUAGCCGCAUCUUUGGAGCGGUGUGUUUACCGCUCCUUCCC
This is a messenger RNA of Rana temporaria (common frog), 2235 nucleotides long. It is a transcript of the gene NR1H2, whose product is annotated as nuclear receptor subfamily 1 group H member 2. The transcript has 10 exons. Gene Ontology annotation, molecular function: zinc ion binding; RNA polymerase II cis-regulatory region sequence-specific DNA binding; nuclear receptor activity. The coding region runs from base 311 to 1636 and encodes 441 amino acids. Gene Ontology annotation, biological process: positive regulation of transcription by RNA polymerase II; negative regulation of transcription by RNA polymerase II; lipid metabolic process. The record is from RefSeq and is a predicted model, not a curated record. Lineage: Eukaryota; Metazoa; Chordata; Amphibia; Anura; Ranidae.